Molecule: messenger RNA, 1308 nt
Organism: Anolis carolinensis (green anole)
Lineage: Eukaryota; Metazoa; Chordata; Lepidosauria; Squamata; Anolidae
Gene: cib3
Product: calcium and integrin binding family member 3
Exons: 7
Coding region: 100-747 (215 amino acids)
Biological process (GO): calcium ion homeostasis
Molecular function (GO): magnesium ion binding; calcium ion binding
Source: RefSeq, a predicted model, not a curated record
GCCCCAUGAAGCGACACCGGAUCCCCUCCCUCCCCGGAGAGCCCCCCUCCCCCCCUCCCUUCCUAGGUCCGGCCCGGGAGGCGCGGGAGCCAUGAGACGAUGGGCAACAAGCAGACCGUGUUCACGCCGGAGCAGCUGGACGCCUAUCAGGACGCGACCUUCUUCACCAGGAAAGAGAUCCUGAGGGAGGCUUCCCUCAUGUCCCCGCAAGCUAGAGCUGACAGGCGGGAGCUCACCCCAUCUUGUGGAUUCGAACCGGCAACCUUCAGGUUGUUUGACAGGUACCGCGACUUGGCCCCACAGCUGGUCCCACUCGAUUACACCAAGAAGCCGGAGGUGAAGCUCCCCUACGAGCUCAUUGGCAGCAUGCCCGAGCUGAAGGACAAUCCCUUCCGCCAGCGGAUCGCGGAGGUGUUUUCUGAGGACGGCGAGGGCAACAUGACCUUAGACGACUUCCUGGACAUGUUCUCCGUGAUGAGUGAGAUGGCCCCUCGCGACCUCAAGGCCUACUACGCCUUCAAAAUCUACGACUUCAACAACGACGACUACAUUUGCAAACUUGACUUGGAGAAAACCGUGAACAAGCUGACGCGCAAGGAGCUGACCCCGGAGGAGGUGUGCCUGGUGUGUAACAAGGUGAUCGAUGAAGCCGACCUGGACAACGAUGGCAAGCUCUCCCUGGAAGAUUUCCAGCACAUGAUCAUCCGAGCCCCGGACUUCCUCAGCACUUUUCAUAUCAGGAUCUGAGCCUUGCCUGCUCCUGCUGCCUUUCCCUGAGGCCUUCUGGGAGGUGGAUGCUGCUGCUGCUACUCCUUCCCAGUCUGGACCACAAGCUGGGCUGAAUGGGACGCCCAGAGCAAGCCUUCCUUCCCAACCCGGCCCCCCGUGCCCCUCUGUUCCAUGGGAGACCCACCCACCCACCUUCUCCAAGGCCCAUCAGCAGAGCCGGCCCUAGGUAAUUUUCAAGUGUAGGCGAACAAAAUUUUGGCGCCCCCCCCCCCAAACCAAUCACUGAAAAAUAAAAGCGUUGGGUAAGCGAAAAUGUUGGAUAAUAAGGAGGGAUUAAGGAAAAGCCUAUUAAACAUCAAAUUACAUUAAGAUUUUACAAAUUAAGCACCAAAACAUCAUGUUUUACAAGAAAUUGACAGAAAAAGCAGUCUCGACUGCGCCCCCGUAUGUUUUGCGCCCGAAGCGACCGCUUAAUUCGCCUCAUUGUUGGACCGGCCCUGCCCAUCAGAACAUGCUGGGGUAUCUUCUUGCAACACUGUUAGUCAAGGCAAUAAAACUUGAUAGGAUCUAUUUUUCUAA